UAAUACUUAUUAUGUGCCUAAACAACCUUACGCACUGUCAUUAUACUUAGUUACUUGUAAAAUGGACAAUUUGACGCUUGCUCUUGAUAACAGUAUAUAAUGGGCGUGAAUAGUUACACUAUAGCGUAAACGUUCAUUGCUUCUGUUGGCAAAAUGUUUCAAAAUAUCGUUGUAGUGUUUUUGGUGGCGAUGCUGGCUGGAUAUAGUCACCAAGUUCCCGUAGGCGCUGGUGUUGGUGGUGGUGCGGGCGCUGGUGCCGGCGGGGGCGGCAGUGUUGGAGGCAGUUUCGGAGUUGGGAUGAGUGCGGGCGCUCAAGGUAGUGUCGGAGGUUCCGCUGGCGGUCAGGCAGGAGGCCUAGCGGGCGCCGGCAUCGGAGCUGGAAAAUAAUUUCGCAGACGUCGGCUGUUCUUCACGAAUCUUUAGCUUUGUACUUAUAAUGUUUUUUAAUCUAUGUACUAACUCUCACAUCCCGGGUAUUAUACGAAAUGUCAAAAAAAGAAUUACUACUAAUGUGAAAUA
This is a messenger RNA of Amyelois transitella, 519 nucleotides long. RefSeq lists its product as uncharacterized. The transcript has 4 exons. The record is from RefSeq and is a predicted model, not a curated record. Lineage: Eukaryota; Metazoa; Arthropoda; Insecta; Lepidoptera; Pyralidae. The coding region runs from base 154 to 387 and encodes 77 amino acids.